This is a messenger RNA of Neurospora crassa OR74A, 2717 nucleotides long. RefSeq lists its product as hypothetical. NCBI's taxonomy places the organism in Eukaryota, Fungi, Ascomycota, Sordariomycetes, Sordariales, Sordariaceae. The record is from RefSeq and is a predicted model, not a curated record. Gene Ontology annotation, biological process: Golgi organization; autophagy; cytoplasm to vacuole targeting by the Cvt pathway. Bases 125 to 2575 code for a protein of 816 amino acids. Gene Ontology annotation, cellular component: COG complex; membrane; cis-Golgi network. The transcript has 3 exons.
GGGAUAGGGAAACAGGCAGGCAGGGGGGGGAAACCAACACACGCGAUGGACAGCAUGCGAUAACCUGAAGCUAUCACCACCGGGCAAUUUGUCCAUUAAUCCUAAUUCCAAAAAAAAAAAAAACAUGUACGACGAGCACUGGUAUAGCUUCACCUCCGAGGUGCAGCAGAGCAGACCAUCCGGCGCAAAGACGCGCCACCGUCGAGCCAACUCUCUGCUGCAGCAGCCAGAGGAGACCACCGACAACAACAUCCCCGAAGAGCCACUCCCAGCGCUUUUCGAAGACCAGGAAGACGUCAAUGCGCCCCCCGAGGCUACCGUUCUUCGACGGGCGAAAUCCUAUUCCGACUUCUACGACAUUGCGACUGCGCAUCUCGCUGGCAGCCAUGGAGGACCCAAGACCAAGAAGAACAAGAAGAAGACCAAUGGGCGGCGCAACAACCACAACCUCUGGGAUGCCUUGAUGAUUCCUGCGAGCGUGGCAUCGACGCUACCUGUGGAAGAAGACCCCUAUGACGAUGCGCUGGACCAGGAGCUGCUACAGGCUAGCCAGCAAGAAUAUCUCCUGUACCAUGACCAACUCGCCUUGACGGAACGGCAUUUGGGAACCCUGAUCGACGACGCCAACAGCGCGCUCAAAACCCUCGAGACUUUGUGCCAGUCUUUCCGAGCCGUUGAGGAGCAGACGACAUCCUUCAAGGCACAGUGCGACGGCUUGCUGGAGGAGCAGAAGCGUCUUCAAACUCUCGCCGACGAGGUCGGGACUGAUCUGCAUUACUACGCCUAUCUCGACAGUGUCAGCCGGCGCCUCAAUGCCCUGGGUGCGGGCCGCCUUGUGGACGACGACGCGUUUGGCGAUAUCCUGGCCAACCUGGACUCUUGUAUCGAGUUCAUGAUCCAGCAUCCUCAAUAUCGGGACGCCGAUACAUACCAGGCUAGAUAUCAGGCGCUACUAACCAAAGCCCUACACCUUCUCGAGGUCGGCUUUACGAACCGCCUGGAUCAGGUGUCUGGGGAACUUGCUCGUCAAAUCACCAACACUCAGUCCGAAUCCGCACGACAUGCCUUGGCUUAUGGUCGGUUUGAGGAGAUCCUAAUGAACUCCUAUUCGCUCAUACCCAACAUCCAGCGAGUGAUACUGGGAGCAUAUGACCAGAAUGGCCAGCCCAGGACUGGGCCAAACGCGGAUAUCUUUGCCAACACAGCCAACAAUCUCUUCCACGCCUAUUUCGUGGUGAGAGACCGCGACCUCAAGCCUCUGACCCAGCAUGAUCUUGCGACAUUCCAUCUCGAGUGCAAAGAAUCAUCAAUCGACACAGCGGCAAGGAACUACGUGAAGCAGUGCUUUGAACGGUCCUUCAGCGAGGCCACGCUUUUCCGUAAAAUCUUCUCUAUAGAAGCACCAUACUCCCCCAACCCCAAGUCGGCGUUCGCUGCCCUUAACUCGCAUCAGCGGUCACUCGUCACAGGGACAAAUAUUUCGCCCAUUGCCACCAACCUCCAGUCAAAGCUACAGGCAUGCGAUUUGCAAACCGUCUGCAAUCUUGUUGGAUGGGUCACGAACGAAUAUUUGCUCGUGGACUAUGAUGAGGACGAAACCCCUUUCGUUGCGCACUGCAGGGAACUUACCUCAAGGCUGCUGGCCGAGCAUCUCUGGACAUUUACCGAUGGCUUCUUCGACGCCGAAAUUACCAAAUCCAUUACCAAAGCCGUUGUUCCACCUGAGGCCUUGAAGCUUGGAGCAACCACUGCCGCCGAUGGCGGAUCAUCAGCGGCUUUCCCGGUGGUUAAGCGAGCAAUCGAGCUACUUGUUUUGUUCGACCAGUCUAUGCCAAAGGAGCGAUGUCAACGUAGCAGCCCAGUAAUCUUCAAACUCGUCCGCGAGACCAUCGCCGCCCUACAGCGCGCUGAAGUGCGCAUCAAAGCCGCCAAAAACGGCACCGAUUCGGACCUCUUCAUGAUCAAGAACCUUCUCAUCCUCAAAAAUGAGCUCCUCACCCUCGAGAUCGGAGACGUGCGCAACGGCACCGGCAUCGGUCAAGCCACAGGUCUAGGCAGCAGCAUCCAGCACCUCGGCCAGAUCUGGGAGAACCUUCCGACCGCCGGCAACCUCUUCGGACUGGUCUCCAGCUCCGUGUCCACUUUUAGUUCUUACAUUCCCGGCUCGUCCCUCCUUUCGCGCGCAGCUGGUAGCAUUACGGGUUCGAGUUCAGGCCUGACGACAACGACUACAGCGGGUGCGGCGGAGUCACAGGACGCGGGAGAGCAGUUGGAUGAGUUGUUGCGCCAGAGCAUUUAUGCGUUUACCAGAAGGUGGGCGGCCAUCUCUAAUGAAGUGAAGGUGAAGGCGUCGGUGGGCGGGAAGAACUCGACUCAGUUGGAGAGGGAGCUGGAUGAGAUUCUGGAGGGGGCGUUUGCUGCGCAGCCGGAGGUGGUGGAGAAGUUGAAGGAGGCGAUUCAGCUUGAUGCUCAGGCGCAGUUGACUGGUGGUCCCAAGUCCGGCACUGGUAAGGACAAGGGAAGUGUCUAUACGGGUGGCAGUAGGGCUAGCAAGGGGAGCAGUCGGAGGAUGUAACGCAUGAAGCAGCGCAGUUCUCCAAGUGGCAUAUUUCUUGAACUGUUGGACUUGGUUUAUAGGAUUUGAGCAAAGCCGGAAAACAUUAAUAUCGAGUUUGAUAAGUCAAACACAUUUUGAAUCCUCACCACCAAUGCCUUCG